CAGGUUUGGAAUCAGCUCGUGAGCAGGGAAUCAGAGCAUGGCAUCAUCUCCAAUGAACAUACCUUUGUGCUGGUUCACCGCCAGGGGCACAGUCUACAGAUUUCCCCCUCCUACCGAUAUCAGCCUGCUGAUGAAGAGGAAAGGGCCUUCACAAUGUCAGACUUGAGCUUUUUUAUAGCCCACUCGGUGAUGAGUCGGCUGGACCAGCAGGGUAAAUGGCAAGGGGCCCCAUCGCCUGGACCUCUGCCUGUCUCAUUGGCUAGGUGGAGAUCCUGUAAUGCUGCCCCAAAAUUGCCAAUCUCGUCAUCCCGUCCAAAUUCCCCACUUCAACUUAUCUUCACUACCUCUGGGUGUCCAUCUUUCCCCCUUCAACUAUCUGUGGUGGAUAAAUUCAAUUGGGACUGCUCCUUUUCAACCCCCCUGGUCCUAGAAAGCCUGAUCUCACACACCCAGCUACCGGUCUUCCGCGGACACCUGAAUGGAUCCAGUGUUGUAGUGAAAAUGGCCGAAGAUGAUCUUUGCAACGAGUUGAUGGAUGAAGCCCAGAUUUAUCAAGAGCUGCAACCUAUUCACGGAUCUGCGGUUCCUACUUGUCGUGGAGUGUUUUCUGGGGCUGGAGCCAUGUUCCUUUUGAUGGAUGAUGUAGGGGCUUCACCGACUUCUUUCAUGUCCCUCUCCUUUGAUCAAAGGUGUGGUGUUCUCAAAUCACUCAGGGCUAUUCACCGGCUGGGAGUGAUCCAUAAUGACCUAGCAGCUUCCAACAUUGCGAUCAGUGAUUCUACUGCGAUUAUUCUGGACUUUGGUCAGUCGGAGAUAGGGCAUGUUUGCCCUGGCGCAGACCUUUGCCCAGAGUUGAUUGAGGGUGCCGCCGCUUUGGGAAUAGAUCCCACAGAUGUCAUCUAA
Messenger RNA from Suillus plorans, 903 nucleotides. Its product is annotated as kinase-like domain-containing protein. The record is from RefSeq and is a predicted model, not a curated record. The transcript has 3 exons. NCBI's taxonomy places the organism in Eukaryota, Fungi, Basidiomycota, Agaricomycetes, Boletales, Suillaceae. The annotation marks the transcript as partial.